GCAUUCCACUCAGAAGACGACAUGCAGAUAGGCAUGGAUCCUGUCACCGUGGAACUCGUGAAACAUGGACCUGCCUACUCAAUGGGCGUCUUUCCCACUACGCACCUGGACCUGUCCAUCAUGAACUCAACUGUAAAGGUCCACGAGUUCCGCUGCCGCUUCCCGUCUUCGUUCCUUGCUUUGAUCACAAACUACCUGGGCUAUCUUAUUUUCAGUCCCGAAGAUACAAAGGAAAUCCAAAACGCAUUGAUCAAGGAAGCCAAAGCUUUACGAAACGUCUCCGGAGAACAGAGUUAUGCUCGUCUCAUUUCGGAUUCUUCAUUACCAGCCCAAACGCGGAAGCGAUCGAGCAGAACGAGUGGGAUUGACAAACAACGCUUCAUUCUUCGAAGGCCCGGGAAUCAGUCGAACACGAACGAGCUGGAACGAAAACUGUUCCCGCCACGUCUGAACAUCUGGACCUGUUCGAAAGAUCAGACGGAUGAGCUAGUACAUAGACCCGCAAUGGUACCGGAAGUCUUAUCGAUCCUCAGAGGCUACGAUACCAGCGUAUUGGCCAGUGUUCUGGCUCGUAUAUUGCGUCCCCACGGAGUUGGUCUAAUCCCUUGUUACUUGCGCAGUCUGUUUCUCCAACUCGUAAGCAACACAGUGGAAAGCGAAAUUCAUCAGCGACGUGCAAUUCGUCUGCUUUUCCAACUGGUGCCCACACGAUUACUAGGUAUGGUUAUACGUCCUGUGUUCGAGCUCCUGGCUGGUAUUGCGAACGAGCCCACCUGUGAAGUGGACGAAUACAGUUUGGCUAUCCUCUUCUCGCCCAUACUCUUUCUAGACCAGUCCACGACCACUCCGGCCUCGUUGGCGAGUCCACUUCCUGCCCGCGCUGUCGAACUACUUGUACGGACAGCCCUUCGAGAUUUGCAAUCCCAUCAGUCAUUGGAUCGCACAUUCAGAGUCCCCGUACUUUUCCAGAAAGACUGCCUGCGAAAUCUUACUCAGCAUAUG
Opisthorchis viverrini is the source of this 1002-nucleotide messenger RNA. RefSeq lists its product as hypothetical. The transcript is spliced from 2 exons. The annotation marks the transcript as partial. The record is from RefSeq and is a predicted model, not a curated record. NCBI's taxonomy places the organism in Eukaryota, Metazoa, Platyhelminthes, Trematoda, Opisthorchiida, Opisthorchiidae.